AUGGCAAUUAUCCCAAUCCUUUCACCCUGGGUUCUCCUGGUUGCUGGGAUCGCCUUCUUGCCCGUCUACUAUAUAAUCAUUCCCUAUUUCUGGACCUACCGUCACCUAAGAGGCAUUCCAGCGCCCUUCCCGGCUCAAUUCACAAGUCUUUGGCUCAUGUCCAUUAGCCGUGAAGGCAAACGAUCCGAGUACAUUGAUGCCCUGCACCGUCGCCUUGGCCCUGUUGUCCGUAUUCAGCCAAACCAUGUGAGUAUCGCCGAUGAUAAGGCAAUCAACCUUAUUUACGGCCAUGGUAACGGCUCACUGAAAUCGGCUUGGUAUGAUACUUUCCGAUCAAUCGGCUACAGCGUGUUCAAUACACGGGACCGAGCUCAGCAUUCUCAUAAAAGACGCAUCAUAGCCCACACCUUCGCUCCCAGGUCGGUCCGUCAAAUGGAGCCCUGUUUCGCCCAGAAUCUCAAGUUUUUGAUUGAAAAGUGGGAUGGUAUUGCUAAGGAUGGAGCCAAGAGAGACGGCUAUGCCGACCUUGACUGUAGACGUUGGAUCAAUUUCUUUGCCUUCGAUGUAAUUGGCGAUAUUAUUUUUGGGUCACCAUUCGGCAUGCUUCAAGCUGGAGCUGACCUUGCUGAGUCGCGUAUAACUCGCGAAGGGCCAUCAACGCUUCUCCCAGCAGUCAAGCAUCUCAGCCACAGAAGUGAAAUUGCAGCAACUCUUGGUGCUAUUCCUGAGCUUAAACCUUAUGCCCAGUAUAUACCUGAUCCAUAUUUCCGCAAGGGCUUGGAAGGUGUUAAGAACUUCACUGGCGUUGCAAUUGCUCGCGUUAAAGACCGCUGGAAAAGUCCAAAGCAGCCAGAUGAUCACCGGGAUCUUCUUUCACUCUUACAGGAAGGGAGUGAUGGCAAAGGAGACGCUUUCGGGUUCAAAGAGCUCACAGCCGAAGCGCUCACCCUACUAAUUGCCGGUAGUGAUACGACAAAUAACACGUUCUGCGCAGUAAUGAACUAUUUGGCGGCCAACCCUCACGCCCUGUCAAGUCUGCAAGAGGAGGUAGAUACAGCACUUCCCAUCGAUAUUAUAGUUCCCACCCACGACAUGGUUAAGAAUCUGCCCUACUUGAACUCGGUUAUUAACGAGACUCUCCGCCAACACUCCACUAUCGGGCUCGGUCUUCCUCGCGAUAUUCCGCCAGACUCUGAAGGCAUCUAUUUCUGCGGACACUAUUUCCCUGCAGGCACGACUCUCAGUAUACCUAUCUACACAAUCCACCAUUCGGAAGAAAUAUAG
This is a messenger RNA of Clonostachys rhizophaga, 1284 nucleotides long. The record is from the annotation of a GenBank genome assembly. NCBI's taxonomy places the organism in Eukaryota, Fungi, Ascomycota, Sordariomycetes, Hypocreales, Bionectriaceae.